Didymodactylos carnosus is the source of this 5388-nucleotide messenger RNA. Lineage: Eukaryota; Metazoa; Rotifera; Eurotatoria; Philodinida; Philodinidae. The record is from the annotation of a GenBank genome assembly.
AUGUCCGCGCAUGAUCUGGAAGUGUGGUAUAAAGAAAUAUCAACUCGAUCCACAAAGGGAAAACUAUCUAAAAAUCAAAUGAUUAAUAUUUACAAAGAUCUAAGUGAUUUAGAUUCAACUAAAAUAGAACAUGUUAUUGAUAUAUUAACAAAGGUGUUUGAUGAAGAUAAAAGUGGCACAGUUGAUAUAAAUGAAUUUAUGUUAGGAUUUAUUUUAACAACAAAAGGAGAUCUUCGAUCAAAAAUCGAUUAUACAUUUCGACUUUACGACAAUAAUAAUAACGGAGAAAUAAGUGGAGAUGAAAUACAAAAAAUGGCAAAUGCUGUUUUACGUAUGCUUGGAGCUGAGGAGAAGGAUGAAACUUCAAGAGCAAUUAUUAAACAAUUUUUAAAUCAAUUCACAGGUGGUGAGGAUGGUAUUAUUAAAAAGAAGGAUUUUAUUGAAACAGUACUGAGAAAUGACUCUCUAUUAGCGUUACUCUCACCAUUUUACGAUAUGCCUGUACCAAAAAGUGAAUGUGGCGUAUUUGACUGUGAUGAGCUAAGUGAUAGCUUGUUAUGUGCUGUUUGCGAUUCAAAUUUUGAAAUGACCGAAGCUGACAAAAUCAAUAAAGCAAUACCUCUAGUACCUCUAGUCAAGAAUAUCGCUGAUGAAGUAAAAGUAGCACAACCCAAAUUAUUAUCUGAAUUAAAACUUCCUGAUCGUUUAUUACGCUGUUAUGAACGAAAAGGUAUCACCUGUUUAUUUGGAUGGCAAGGAGAAUGUCUAGAGAGAGCGAGUAUUAAUGCUGAACAUAAUUUUGUUUACUCUGCUCCGGCAUCAGCCGGGAAAACAUUUGUAUCUGAACUGUUAAUGGCGAAGAAAAUAUUAGAAAAGAAGAAAAAAGCAAUAUUCAUUGAGCCAUUUGUUUCGAUUGUACAAGAAAAAUCAAAUCAUUUCAAAGAAUUGUUUUCACCGUUAUCACUCGACGUUGGUUGUUAUGCUGGAUCAGCUCAGGGUGAAUUGCCGUAUGCAAAAUGCCAGAUUGCCAUAUGUACAAUAGAAAAAGCUAAUUCAAUUGUCAACAGAUUAUUGGCAAACAAUGAACUGGAUGAAAUUGGUAUGAUUAUUGUCGAUGAAUUACACUGGCUUAGCGAUCCACAACGUGGUUAUCUUCUUGAAUUAUUGUUAACAAAAAUCAUAUAUUUUAAUACAUUACAAAAAACUCAAAGCAAUAUUAUCAGAAUUGUUGGUAUGAGCGCAACAAUUCCAAAUUUGCCGACCGUAGCUCGAUGGUUAAAUGCUGAUUAUUAUGAAACAACAUAUCGUCCAGUGCCAUUGAUCGAAUAUAUCAAAUUUGGAAAUAAUUUAUACGAUGCUGAUAUGGUUCGUCUCAGAAGUCUUCAAUCAUCUCAAAUUCUUGAUAAAGAUGAUACUGAACAAGUAUCACAAUUGUGCUGGGAAAUUAUAAAAGAUAAACAUAGUGUAUUGAUAUUUUGUACAACAAAAGCAUGGUGUGAAACAUUAGCAACAUUAUUAGCAAAAAAUUUUUACAAUGUUAUAUAUACACAUAACUUACAAAAAAAUCCAUUUGACACGGAACAAUUAUCUGAUAUUUUUGAACAAUUAAAACGUACACCAGCUGGUCUUGAUAAAAUAUUAGCCAAAACAAUUAUAAUGGGUGUGGCUUUUCACCAUGCGGGAUUAACCAUGGAUGAACGUGAAAUAAUUGAAAAUGGAUAUCGAUCAAAUAUAAUUCGAAUAAUUGUGUGUACAAGUACAUUGGCAAACGGUGUUAAUCUUCCGGCACGUCGAGUUAUUAUAAGAAGUCCACUGGGAAUUAAUGGAAAAGUGAUAGACGUUGGAGCAUAUAAACAAAUGAUUGGACGAGCGGGAAGAAAAGGACUAGAUGAUAGUGGUGAAAGUAUAAUUAUAUGUAAAAAAGAAGAAGUAUUAAAUGUUCAAUCUUUAAUGAAACAAGCAAUGGUCCCAAUUCGAAGUUGUUUCUAUAAUCAUGAACAUAAAACAAGUUUAAAACGUGCUUUAUUAGAAAUAAUAACAAGUUCGAAAGCGAACAGUGCAUGUGAAAUAAUAUCUUAUAUGAAAUGUACAUUUUAUUAUUCAUGUUUGACAGAAGACAACACAAAAGACAAUAAUCAAAUGAAAACAAUUGUUGACACAUGUUUAGAAUGGUUGGUACAAUAUGAAUUUGUUAUUGUAAAAAAUAUUAAUAAUGAUGAACAAAAGGAAUACGGUUCAAUGGAAAUUGAUGAUGUUGUUAUAAACGAUAAACAAAUUAAACAAGUUCGAUAUGAACCAACACAAUUGGCUUAUGCAUGUAUUAAUUCUUCUCUUAGUCCAGAUAAUGCACUUGUAUUAUUGAGUGAACUUAAUAAAGCUCAAAGAUCUUUCGUAUUAGAAAAUGAUUUACAUAUAUUAUAUUUGAUCAUACCAUUCAAUCUUGUUCAACAACUUGGCACUCUUGAAUGGAAAAAUUAUCAUGAAAUAUGGGAGAGAAUGUCUGUUGAUCUACAAUGUGUGGGAAAAACAAUUGGUAUUAAUGAAAAUGCUUUGUUUAAAAAAGCAGCUGGUCAUAAAUUAGACAAACGUGAAUACGAUGAAAGUCAAGAUUGUUAUCGUUAUGCACGAUUUUAUAUUGCUUUGAUAUUAAAUGAUUUAUUAUUAGAAAUACCGAUGAAUAAAUUAAUAAAUAAAUAUAUGAUAACAAAAGGUUUUAUUCAAAGUUUACAGCAAGCAACAGCUGCGUUUACCGGCAUUGUUGAAACAUUUUGUGAUCGUUUGGGUUGGGCAAAUUUGAAACGUUUAUUAAGCGGUUUCCAAGCAAGAAUCAAUUUUGGUGUUCGUGAACAGCUAUGUGAUUUAGUUCGAAUAUCAUUAAUAAAUGGACUUCGUGCACGAUAUUUUUAUGAAAAUAAUUUUAAAACUGUCAUGUCAAUUGCUAAUGCUGAUGUUAAUGUUAUAGAGAAAAUAUUACAAAAAUCUAUACCAUUUCAAACUCUCGCCCAAAAAUAUUUAGAUGAAAAUAUUGGUCAGAGUCGAAACUAUCAGUGCAUAUUUGUGCCUGGUCGUGCGCCACUAACAAAUUCUCAGGCAGCAGUGGAAAUACUCAAUGAAGCAAAAUCAUUAGUUAAAGAUGCAUUGAACGAUUCUGGAUUUAAAAUUGUUGUUCAAAAGAAAGGUACAUGUAUUAAGACCAAAGUUAAAAAUAUAGAUCGAAAAUGGAAAAUUAUUCAGAUAAAAAGUGAAGCAAAAAAGAUUUUAUUUUUAGAACAAACACAAGCAGACGAUAAUACAUCUGAUUCAAGCGAUGAUGAUGAUGAAGAAGAAGAAGGAAUAACAAUUGAUUUGGUUGAAAAAGUUGACAUACAACUUAUAUCAUACAUGAAACAACAAGAAUCUAUUGAUUUUUCCGAUCUUGUUAAGGAUAAAUCAAUCCGUAUUCGAAACUGUUACAUUGAUGAUUUCGAUAAAAAUGGAAAAAAAAUGCAAAAACUUUGUUCAAGAUUUGCAUCAUUAAUUGAAACCAAAACAACAUUUUCCAUUGCUUGUUUAACAAAAACGCAUCGAAUUCUAAACAAUACGAGUAAUUUUUGUAUAAAUCAAGAAAAUGAAUUGAAAUUGUAUUAUGUUGCUUGUGCAUGGAGUAUCCAUAAAAUCUACAUUAUAUCGAUUGAACAAGAUGAACAAUUUUAUAACAUACAUAAAAUGUCAGCAUUGAUGUACGUGAAACGAGCACUAUUGAAUGAUCAAACAAAGUUAAUUUCAUUCAGUUGUUUAAAUACAAUGUUUAUGUUGUGCUCAUAUUUAGCUCUACCACGAUGUUCUGCAUUACUAAUUGAUAUACAAAUUUGUGCAUGGUUAACACAAAAUCUCAUUUCAAACGAUCGUUUACGACAGUGGACGCAAGACAAUAUAUCAUUUGUUGAUGUUGAUGAAACAUUUUCAAAUAUUGCAGAAAAUGAUAAUGUAAAUAUUUCUGACUGUAAAGAAGUAGCAUGUGAAACUUUGUUUUGUUUAUCACUUGUAACGAACUUAGAAACUCGUUUACGUCAAUCACAAUUAUGGAUGUACUAUAAACGUAUCGAAAUGCCAUCAUUAAAUAUAAUAUUAAAUAUGUUAUUAAAUGGAAUUCUUUUAAAACGUGACUAUUUAUUCGAUGAACGAGAACAUUUAUUGAAAUUGUUGAAUCAAUUAGAAAUGCAUGCAUUUCGUUUAUUAAAACGUCGUUUUAAAUUUCAUUGUCGUAAAGAUCUUUUAAAAAUUCUUUAUGGUGAAUUAAAUCUUCCUGAACAAAGAACGGCUAGCGGUCGAUUAUCAACAAAAAAGAGAUAUUUAAAUAUAUUAGCAUUAUAUCAUCCAUUACCGCAAAUAAUUAAUGAACAUCGUCAAAUCAAAAGCGCACUCGAACGAUGUAUCGAUGUAUUUGAACAAUAUUUUAAUGAUGCAAUGAAACCAACACUUCGUUUUCAAAAUGAACAGCAACAUCAACAAUAUCAAUGUCUCCAUUAUAAAUGUAAUUUUUUAACAUCAACUGGACGAAUGACGGUUACUAAUCCACCGUUACAACAUGUACCGAAAACAUUUUCAAUUAAAUCAUUGAAUGAAAAUAAUACGGUUGAACUUCGAAAAAUGAUUGUGGCAAGAGAUGGUUUUAAAUUAGUAUCCAUAGAUUAUUCACAGCUCGAACUGAGAAUAUUGGCACAUUUAUCUGUCGAUAUAAAAUUACAAGAACGUUUGAAUGAUCCGAAAUUCGAUUUUUUCAUGUCAUUGGCUUCUCAUUUAUUAAACAAAUCUAUAAUUUCGGUAACAGAAGAUGAACGUCAAAAUGCAAAACAGAUUUGCUAUGGAAUUGUGUACGGAAUGUCUACUGAGACAUUUGCUAAAGAAGCAAACAUGACUCAAAAUGAUGCUGAAACAUUCAUAGAAAACUUUUAUCAAACAUUUCCUGUUAUGAAAAAAUAUCUUGAUGAUUUAAAAAUUCAAUUACAUUUGAUUGGUGAAGUUAAAAGUUUAUUUGGUCGAAAAAUGUUGUUUGAUUGUUUUAAAUCAUCCAGUAUACAAUAUAAAGCUCGUAUUGAGCGUCAAGCAGUCAAUUUUGUUAUUCAAUCUUCAGCAUGUGAUGUGAUGAAAAUGGCUAUGCAACGUUUAACACAUUCACUCGAUCGAGAAUAUCCGUUUGAUGUAAAAUCUCAAAUUUCUCCACCUUACUAUUUGAUAUUACAAUUACAUGAUGAAUUAUUAUUUGAAAUUGACGAACAACAUUUAACUAAAAUAAUUGGUAUCAUUCAGUCGGAUAUGUUAUUAAAUCGUCUUGAUUUAGAACUUCCUGUUAAAAUUAAAGUUGGACAAAAUUGGGGACAAAUGAAAUGUUUCAACAGUGAAAUUUGA